AAGCAUCAAGACAUCACAUAAGCCGCCACGUGGCAAGCUCCAAAGCCCUAGAAAAACAAAAUAUUAGGGUUUAAGAACUUUCAUUUCAUUUCAUUGUUUCGUUUCGAUUUCAGGAGCAGCCAUAAUCGCUUUUCAAGGUUUGAGCAAUGGCGUUCUUCGGUAAAAUGGGAAAGUUACUCCAGAAUUCUGCUGUCAAGCACAUCAAUCAUGAUUUAUCUAUGUCUACUCCUUCGUUAUUUCAAGCAAUUAGAUCCAUGUCAUCUGCAAAGCUUUUUAUUGGAGGUGUUUCAUAUAGCACUGAUGAAACUGGUCUCCGAGAAGCUUUUUCUCGCUAUGGAGAUGUUCUUGAUGCAAAGAUUAUCAUGGAUCGUGAUACAGGAAGGUCCCGAGGUUUUGGCUUCAUAACUUUCGCAACGAGCGAGGAAGCAUCCUCUGCCCUGCAGGCCAUGGAUAACAAGGAACUUGAUGGUCGGACAGUACGAGUGAACUAUGCUACAGAAAGGGCGCGUCCUGGGUUUGGUGGCGGUGGUUAUGGUGGCGGCGGUGGCUAUGGCGGCGGCGGUGGCUAUGGUGGUGGUGGUGGCUAUAGUGGUGGUGGUGGAAAUUAUGGUGGUGGUGGCGGAAAUUAUGGUGGCGGAAAUUAUGGUGGCGGAAACUACGGUGGUGGUGGUGGUAGUACAUAUGGUCGCAAUGAUUAUAACAGUAGUGGAAGCUAUGCAAGUGGUGGUGCCCCAGACAGCUAUACUGGUGGCCAUGUCGGUACUACUUCUGCUGCUGGUGGUGAAUUCAGCAGCAACUCUAAUUUGGGAUAUGACGCUGGUAAGAAUGAAUUCGGUGAGCCGUUAGAAAACAACCAUGUGCCAGAGAACAAUGAUCAAUCUGAUGACUAUGCUGAGACCCGUAGAUGAGGUGAGUGUAUUUUCAUCAUGAAGGAAUUCCUUGCGUAGAGCAAGUAAAUUGAGGAUUGAUGAUAUAAUCAAAUGUGUUUUCAGAACUUCGUUGUUUGGCUUCAAUUUGAUAGUUUGUCAGCUCAAUGACUGAUGUAAAAAUAAGAGCUUUCUAGGAUUGUUUGCUAUUACAUUUAUAAUGAUUUACUUUUUCAACCA
Molecule: messenger RNA, 1106 nt
Organism: Medicago truncatula (barrel medic)
Lineage: Eukaryota; Viridiplantae; Streptophyta; Magnoliopsida; Fabales; Fabaceae
Product: glycine-rich RNA-binding protein 1
Exons: 5
Coding region: 147-908 (253 amino acids)
Molecular function (GO): RNA binding
Source: RefSeq, a predicted model, not a curated record